GGGAUUAUUUAGUAAGAAACAAAAUUUUUCAUCUGGCAACACUGUUAUGGCAAAAACAUCCAAAAUGAUGGCAUAAACAUUAUUAAAAAACGUACAUGAAACCGCAACCGCCCAGCUGGUGCACCGCUGCUACCGACGAGGACGUCCGCCCGCGCCGCCCAAUCGAUUUUAGCGCCCGGCGAGGGGAAGCGCAGCGUGGAAACUCAGCAACAACGCGGCGCCGCCAUUGAGAAAGCGAAAAGAAGAGCGUGUGCUCCCGCACACAACAAGAAAAACGCAACGAAAAAGGGAGUGAGAGAGCCGAUUCGAGGUCGCCGGAUGUGAAAAUGUCGCAAGCAGUGGGAGGAUCAGUCGCCGGACUGGAGGAGCUGGCACCUGGCAACAACUCGAAACUGCCGGAGGAUCUGCAGGACAACGACACCAACAGUCUGGAGCCGGGCGAAGUGGUGACCCCGCCCCAUAAUCAUCCGGGGAGUCCCGCCCUCAAAAAGCAUCUGUCCAAAGACCUGAUGAUUGGCAAAACGCUGAGAAAGAUACCCAGUGGCAUGCUGGAACCGGCACGCAAAGAAAACGGCUCGAUGGGAACACCGCAGAAGCAAUCGGAGGAGGCAGACGACAGUGAAGGUCUCUACUCGGACUCGGAUUCCUCGGGGGAGGAUCUCAAGAACCUGGAGGAUGUGCAGAAGGCCAGGAAGGAGAAACAGGAGGAGGCUGCAGCCGCCGCCCUUCCGCAAGCACCGCCCACGCCCUUCCUGGGCAUUAAUCCUUUGAGAUUCCAUAUGAGAGCACCCUGUUUUGAGUUCCCCCGCAUGGGUUUUAUGCCCCGGAUGGCCAGGGGCGGGCCCAGGGGCAUGCGACCGCCGUUUUUCGGACGCUCGCCCACUCCCAACCGCAUGGGAUCACCCAUGAUGGGUGGGCCGCCAGCCCAAGGACCUCCGCCGGGAUCAUAUGGACCACAGGUACCACCUGGACAAGGAACUAACAGCAAUACAGGACGUUGCAAGCGACCCCAAUCGGAUUUGGUAUGGACAGCCUUGCAGCCGCCCCUGUCAUUUGUGUUCAAUCUAGUUUCCGAGUGCUCGAAUUUAAAGCAUGAGAAUUGCAGAUCCAAAGCGGAUACUGCAGCACCCAAAUCCAAAGAAGCCACCAGCGAAACAAAGGACAAGUCCACAGACCAACCAAAUGAGCAAAAUCGAUCCAGGGGCAAGACCAGGGAAAAAUCCCAGCACAGAGAUGGCGUCAAAGAAAAAACCAGAAAAAGAUCCCGAGGAAAAACUAAAGAGCGGUCCAAGGAAAGGGAUUUAACCAGAGGAAAGACAAGAGAAAAAUCAAAGGACAGGGAUUUCAGCAGAGGGAAGACAAGGGAAAAGUCAAAGGAAAGAGAUAUAAAUCGAGGGAAAACCCGAGAACCCUCCCAAGAAACGAAUCAGGCCAGAGAAAAAAUAACGGAUAGAUCGAAGGAUAGAGAUCAAACUGGAGGUGAAACUAGGACGUCAGCAAGGGAAAAGUCUAAAGUAAGUGCUCUAACUAGAGGAAAAACGAAAGACCGAUCCAGAGAGAGAAAUCAAACCAGGGCAAAAACACCAGAAAGAUCCCAGGCCAAAGAUCAUACCAGAGGAAAGACAAAGGACAGAGAUCACACCAGGGCGAUAUGCAGAGAAAAACGUAGAGAAAACUCCAGGGAAAGAACGGGAGCUAGAGACAAGCACAGAGACUUUUCCAAGGAAAAGCUAAAAGAACAAUCUACAGAGCUUGCUGAGAAAUCUAGGGAUGAAUCCAAAGACAAAUACAAAAAAAUGCAUGAGGAAAAUCACAGUAAAAAGCAGCGCGAAGGAUCAAAAGAAAAUGUUAGAAGACGAUCUAAGGAAAAAGUGCAUGGGAUAACCACUGAAAAAGUUCGAGAUAAGGCAACAGAAGAAGCGAAUCAAAAUAAAGAUACAGAAAAGCCAUCAGAACGUAGAAUAGAUAAACUGCCGGGACUAUUAGUCGAAACACUAGACGAACGUUUCAAAGAAAAACAAAGAAAGCGAUCCAGAGAGAAAUCCACAACAAAAUGCUUAAAAGAUAGCGUUAAGGAAAAAUCCAGAGAGCACUCGAGGGAAAACCCAAAGGAAUGGAAAGAUGAAAAGGGUAUAGAUAGCUCCAGGAGAGCAGCAACUCCGCAUUAUUCCGCAAAUGAAAAUACCAGGGAAAUCGACCACAAGUCAAAAAAAAUGGACCAGGCCAAUUCUUCCUGGGUGGAGAGGGAAGGAACUCCUCCAAUGACGCCUCCUCAGGUGCCACAGACUCCACCUGCUGAAGCUUUAAAGCCCAAGGGGUACGAUAUUUUUGCCGACUCACCUCCAAGAUCAAUCACUGCCGUUACAGCCCCAGCUGUAUUUAUACAAAGGAGCACUACGCCCCCCUUAAAGGCGGCUCCUGUUUCCAAACCCGAUAAACUGGCCCCACUGCUCAAGGCCAGCGAGAUUCACAGCAGGAUUGGCGCCCUGCUCGAGGACAGUGACUUGCAUUUGGAGGCCCUAUUGGCUACCAAAGAGCAGCUGUUCCGCCGCACUAAUGAAUACAAGGAGAGGAAGGAGGCGCCCAAGAAGAUUAAAACAGAACCUAUGCCAAAUAGUAGCAGUAGGAGAUCUGGUAGUGACAGGGUAGUGGUGGACCACCAUAACAGCCAGACAAGACAUGUAAAUCCGUUCAAGCGUGAAUCAGUAUUAAGCGAAAGGAAGUCUUCCCCGCGUCCGUCGAGCAAGGAGAGACGACUUCAGACAAACGGCAGUCAGAGUGAAGAGGAUUGGGAUGAAGACCUUGAGAGAGGCAGACAUGGCAGUCGAUAUCAACCAAGGCGCAGUGAUAAGUACAAAGAAAUCAGCAUAAAGAUUGAAAAGGACCUGACGCCACCGCCCCAACAACCGGCCCUUGCUGUACCCACCAUUAAGAUCGAACGCAAAACCACGCCCCGCAGGGAGGUGGAGCGUGAGAUCCUGGUCAGGAAUGGCGCGGUGGCGGCCAAUGCACCUCCACCAGCAAAAGAGCAGGAAAGUCCUGAUACGGAUGACUACAUCGAUAACUGGGAAAACGACGAUUCUAUGGCCAGUAUGCCGAAGAACGCUCCGCCCGCUACUCCGACUCCUGCUCCGACUGCUGCUCCCAAUCUCCAUCACAAUGCCUCUCUUAAUGCCACGCCCCUGCCUCCGCCAGCUACUCAAUUCAAUGGCGAUGAUGAUGAUUCGAAUGCUCUGUGGAAUGCCAACAGUACACCACCUCCUCGGGCCAAGGAUGCGGACCUGCCCACCAGCAAUAUCCAUGAGUUAUAUGACAAAUUCAUGAGUAGUAUUAAGAUGUCCAACGAGGAUUUGGAGACGGAAACGAAAGCGGAAACCCUGGAGGCCUCCAAGAACAGUUCCUUGAGUAAUUCCACUGCCGAUGAAAGUUCCUCGGGCACUGAGACCUCCUCAACAAGUAGCAGUAGUAGCGAAUCCGGCGAUGAUUCCAGUUCAGAAGAAGAAGAUGCCAAUGAGGACUCUUCGGGUGAGGAUACACUCCAAAAUUCGGAUAACUGCAAAGCCAAUCUAGAUGAUAUCCCUGGAAAAGAGCAGCAGCAAAAGAGGAACAGUGUCAGCAAGGAUCUGCGCAAGCUGAAAAGUCUCGAGGACAAUUUGGCCAGGAUUCAAAUGAUGCGGGAGAACUACGACGCGGGCGAUGAGAUUUCCGAGGAGCUACUCAAAAUGGAAUCCCUAUUUCUCAUGCAGCGCAAUGCCAUCAUGGAUAAGUAUCGCAAACAGGAGCUGAAGAGCAAUGCAAGUGAAGAUCAGCAGCCAGUAGACGAACAAGAAAACCUCCAGCAACCGGUGGAGGUUAAGCAGUCCGCUUUUCCCGUAAACAACAUCUUCGACGCCAAUCGUGAGGCAAUCAAGCUGACCAUCUCCCCUCUGAAGCUCACAAGGAAAUCGGCAAUUUUCGAUAAGGAUGACCAAGAGCAGCCCGAACAGUCGAAACUCGGCGAAGAGCCCCCUAAGACAGCGCUGCAAAAGCCACCCAAAGAGAUUGCCAUUGUUAAGCCCACGAUUGUCAAGUCCCGAUCGAAGCCCAGGAUAUUGAGGAGUCCACCGCCGCCGGCAGGGCACCGUCGCCGGUCUCGUUCGCGUUCUAUCUCCAGAAACAGAUCACGCCGUCGCGGGUCGAGGCCCAAGUCUCGUUCCCCGAGCCCCAGACGUUGGCGUCCUCCGUCGCCGAGAAGAGGAUCCAGAUACGCCAAGAGGAUUGGAGGAGUAACCGUAGGAGGCAUCAAAAUAGGGCGAAGUCACAGCAGGAGUGUGAGUAGAAGUCGUACGCGCAGCAGAAGUCCAAAUCGACGGAGGCGACUGCCACCGAUCGUUGGGAACAGGAAACGUGGUUCUUUGUCUCCUAUCCCAGCAAAAAUGGCUGGACCUCGGUCACCACCUCCACCGCGCUCUCAUCACUCGCUAAGUCGGGACAGGGAACGAGAUCGGGAGCGGGACCGAGAACGGGAACAUUUCUCCCGCUCACGAUCACCGCUGCCUUUCAAGCCCCCAUCGCCGCCCAUGCGACGCAGCUGGUCCAAAUCCCGCUCACCAACCAGAAGGAGAUCCUACUCCAGGUCAAGAUCCCGCUCCAUAUCGCCGAGAGCUCGUUCACCCACUGGCGGAGACUUCAUGAACUAUUUCGAGGAAAACCAGGGAAUGGAAAUGGAAGCGGCUGCCUACUACUACAACAUGUCGCUGGCUCAACAGGAGGAUCAGAAUGCGAUGGGUGAGGGCUAUGACAUGUAUGCCGCCUACAUGGACUCCGCCUACAACAUGGAACAGGCCUAUGCCCAAUACUCCGAAGACUACUCUAGUUCCUAUGGGGAUUAUAUGGGUGAAAUGGUCAGUGCAUCCUCACCUCAGCCACCGGGUUCUGUACUUAGGGAGCUUCCCAUGGCCCCAAUGGUUCCCAUGGAAUCAAUGACUCCUAUGGCACCGAUGGUUCCAAAGGUGCCGAUGGUUCCCAUGGCAUCGGUGGUGCCGGUUGCAGUGCAAAAGGGAAACGUUUUGGAGAUAGUGCCCUCCGGUGAGGACAUUAUGGAACCGGAGGAGAACCUACUGGCAGCUGCAAUAGAGGAGCCAAUUGAGGACAAAAGUAAACCCAAGCGAAAGAGCGUGAACUUCGUGGACAAUGUGCUGCCCACUUACGAGAGCGAUAACGAAGACCGCGCUGUGGUUGGAAUGGCGGUGGAACGAGCUUUGCGGCAAUACCAGGAGCGUCGCUCCCAAGCCGCCGCCAAACUGCAAAUGAUUCGCGACGAGCUGCUUAGUAUGCCCCCGCCACCGCCGCCUCUGACACCCAAGCCCGACAAUCUAGAGAAGCCCGUCUUGGUGCAGAAGAAGCCCAAGUUCCGGUACUUUCACUUCGAUCCCAUCAAAGGAGCAAUAGUGAAGUCUCACGCACGAAUGCUACGUUCACCCAGCCGCCCGCCCUUCGAUCCCAAGCACUUUGCCAUGCUGAUGAAGACCGGACGCCUGCCACAGUUUCCGCCCGGAUUCCUGCGACACCGCCCGCCAAUGAUUCCCGCGCAUGUGGAUCCCGCCACGAGAUCGGCCAUGCUGAAGGAGUUCUUCAGCAAGCAUCCGCCACCACCGCUGCCGAUGCCAAUGCCGGAUGGGAUGCCCUAUUACCUGAGUGGACCGCCUCCAAUGCCAAGUGGAGCUGUACUCUCUCCGGUGCCAGUUAACGUGCUGCCGCAGCCUAUUCCCGUACUGGAUGGAAGUGGCUAUCAGGGCUAUCCACAGCCGGUUGCCAUGGUGCCAUCGCCAGUUCCGGUUCCUGGUCCUGUUCCUGCACCCGUGCCGCUACCUGUGCCCGUGCCCGUGCCUGUUCCAAGCAACUCUACGCCACCUCCCGCGAUAAUAGCUCCCUACUUCACACCACCACCUCUACCCGAGCUGCCAAUUCUACCCGAACUGCCCUCUCAAUUCAGUGUGAGCUCGGUGCCUACCAUUACGGAAAUCAUGCCAGUCGAUAUACUGCAAAAAUUGGGACCUCUGCCGAAAACUUUAGACGUAGAUGAUGGAGGAGGAAUAUGCAGUCCGGAGGAAGCGGGCAACGAUCUCAAGGAGGCGGAAGCAGAGCCAACCGAACAGCCAGCGGUGGACGUUAAGCCGCAGCUCCUUGUGGAGUCCCAGUAGUCGACCCAUAUCCUGAUAGUUUGAUUAUUUAGCCAAUAGUUUCUUUAGAUAAUUUUCUCUAAUACUACAUGCAAAGUCCUUUAUCCUUUACUUUAAGAUUUACUUUUUAAAAGUUUUGUUUUUAAAUUUUGUUUAUUUGACCAUUUUGUAAACAAAUCGCAUUUAUUGAUAAAAGUCUUGCUAGGUUUAUUGAGCUCUAAGUUUGUAUGUCAUUUAUAUAUGGUUCCACUUUGACCCAAGUUCAUUGAUUUCUACAAGAAAAUAAAAUUGUAAAUAGUUCAAUGCGCUUAAGAAUUAUACAUGAAACACAACAUUACACAACAUUUAAAAUAUAAUUGAGUCAUUUAUCAUAACGAAAUUCUUAACGAAAUAAUCUAAUAUUAAAAUCUUUAUGAGUCGAAUGCGUGUGAGAUUUAUAGUGUGGCGUGAAACUAUAAGAAUUUGUUUGAAUGUACAAAAUACAGCAAUGAAUUACAAAUACUUAA
Molecule: messenger RNA, 6667 nt
Organism: Drosophila gunungcola (fruit fly)
Lineage: Eukaryota; Metazoa; Arthropoda; Insecta; Diptera; Drosophilidae
Gene: l(3)psg2
Product: serine/arginine repetitive matrix protein 2
Exons: 4
Coding region: 327-6182 (1951 amino acids)
Source: RefSeq, a predicted model, not a curated record